UACUGAGAGUGAAUUUCAUCCAACAUCCAAAUAUCUCGUUAUCCCUAAUGAAAAAAUUGAAGAUUUUCCAGAAAACUAUAUUUGCCCCAAAAUAAAUAGAGACAUGCUCUGUAAAAAAGAACUUGUUCGAGAAAUAAGUGAUUUUUCCGAUGGGCUCGUUCAAACCUUCUUCGAUAAACUGAACAUCGUUACGAGAAAUCCACCAGGAAUACCCGAGUCCAGCACUGAUGACUUAGUUGCUGAUCUUCUUCGUAUCGUUCACCUGAAUAAUUAUCCUUUGAGAAUAGCACAACAGCAAACAAGUGAGCUACAUAUUUUAAAUGAGCCCUAUGUUUCGGCAACUCCCGAUUUUGUGGUUAAAAAAGGAACAACAACUAUGGUUAUUUCGGAAGAUAAAAGUUUACGAAACAUUGACGCUAGAACUGAAUAUGGAGAAACGCAAAUUGCUGGUGAAAUUCUUGCUUGCGGCGAUGAAAAACGCACGUGA
This is a messenger RNA of Dentiscutata erythropus, 487 nucleotides long. The record is from the annotation of a GenBank genome assembly. NCBI's taxonomy places the organism in Eukaryota, Fungi, Glomeromycota, Glomeromycetes, Diversisporales, Gigasporaceae.